Drosophila sechellia is the source of this 1808-nucleotide messenger RNA. RefSeq names its product Death-associated inhibitor of apoptosis 1 (gene Diap1). Lineage: Eukaryota; Metazoa; Arthropoda; Insecta; Diptera; Drosophilidae. Gene Ontology annotation, cellular component: cytoplasm; nucleus. The transcript is spliced from 2 exons. Bases 444 to 1751 code for a protein of 435 amino acids. The record is from RefSeq and is a predicted model, not a curated record. Gene Ontology annotation, biological process: positive regulation of protein ubiquitination; regulation of cell cycle; negative regulation of apoptotic process. Gene Ontology annotation, molecular function: cysteine-type endopeptidase inhibitor activity involved in apoptotic process; ubiquitin protein ligase activity.
UUCAGUUGGAAAUCGAAACUCAGUUCGUAUAGACACAAUGGCCCACUCGCUUUGAGCGCUGUCUCGAUUUAAAUUUAGUACAAAAAAAAAAGUAUUCCACGGGACUGAAUGUGAUAGUUGGCUUUGUAAUUGUUGGCGAUAUAGCAGCAGCAACAACAAAAGCAAAUACAGAGCGUAGAAGAUAACAGAAAACGUGUGCUUGUCUAAGUGUAACAUUAUUGUGUUUUUCCGUUCGUGUUCACGGAAAAUCAAUAGUGAUUGUGAAAGCGCAUUAUUUACACGAUUAACAUAUCGUCGAAUCUCAACGCAAAGGGAAUUUUCCAGUGCAAACUUGAGUUUUUCAAGAAAAAGAGAAAAGCCGUCAAGUUUCGACUUCAGAGGAAAGGAGCCAGAGAAGAAAUUAAGAAUCAGACCAACAAAGGAGCUAACAACCAGAACACAAAAUGGCAUCUGUGGUAGCCGAUCUUCUGUCUUAUGGACCUAUCGCUUUCGAUCAGGUGGAUAACAACACGAACGCGACGCAGCUAUUCAAAAACAAUAUAAACAAAACCAGAAUGAACGAUUUAAACAGCGAGGAGGCGCGCCUAAAGACCUUCACCGACUGGCCGCUGGAUUGGCUGGAUAAACGCCAAUUGGCCCAAACGGGCAUGUACUUUACACACACCGGCGACAAAGUUAAAUGCUAUUUCUGCGGCGUGGAAAUCGGUUGCUGGGAGCAGGAGGAUCAGCCCGUGCCGGAGCAUCAGCGAUGGUCUCCCAACUGCCCACUGCUGCGCCGGCGCACUACCAACAAUGUACCGAUCAAUGGCGAAGCAUUAGAUCGCAUCCUGCCGCCAAUCAGCUACGAUAUCUGCGGCGCCAACGACUCGACGCUGGAGAUGAGGGAGCAUGCCUACUCAGAAGGCGCCAUACCCAUGUCGCAGCUAAUUCAGUCGAUUGGCGUGAAUACAGCAAAUGCGGCAACCAGUGUAACUGGAACCGCAUCCCCGCAACCGAGGGUAAUGGUCGCAACCCAUGCGUCGACGGCGACGCAGGCCACUGGCGAUGUCCAGCCGGAGACGUGUCGUCCAGCAGCCGCCAGUGGCAAUUAUUUUCCCCAGUAUCCCGAAUACGCCAUCGAGACGGCGCGCCUGCGCACCUUCGAGGCUUGGCCGAGGAAUCUGAAACAGAAGCCCCAUCAGCUGGCCGAGGCGGGAUUCUUCUAUACAGGCGUUGGGGAUCGCGUCCGCUGCUUCAGUUGCGGCGGUGGUCUCAUGGAUUGGAACGACAACGACGAGCCCUGGGAACAGCACGCCCUCUGGCUAAGUCAGUGCCGAUUCGUCAAGCUGAUGAAGGGUCAGCUCUAUAUCGAUACGGUGGCCGCCAAACCAGAGCUGGCCGAGGAGAAGGAGGAGAGCUCUUCGAUUGGAGGAGGCGUGGCGGCCAGCACACAGGCUUCAGAGGAAGAGCAGCAUACAUCGGGGGAGGCCGGUUCGGGGGAUGUUGCUCCGUCCGUAGCUCCCACGGCAGCCACACGCAUCUUCAACAAGAUCGUCGAGGCGACAGCGGUGGCUUCUCCCUCGACAAACAGCAGCGGCUCCACCUCCAUACCGGAGGAGAAGCUGUGCAAGAUCUGCUACGGCGCCGAGUACAAUACGGCAUUCCUGCCAUGCGGUCAUGUGGUGGCCUGCGCCAAGUGCGCCUCCUCUGUGACAAAGUGCCCGCUGUGCCGGAAGCCCUUCACCGAUGUGAUGCGCGUAUAUUUUUCUUAAUAGCCCCAAUGCGCACCCAAGUCCUCAAAUUCAAAAUAAACAUAACUAAAAACAAUA